CUUUCAAAUUCAUGGCAAUCUAGGAAGGCCAGCUAGGGACAUGAGGAAUAAUUUGAGUUUCAACAUAAUAAAGUAGCGUGCCAGUAACUUUUCUUCCCAAGAAAACCCUGACCUGGAUGCUUCAUCUACAGAGCCCAAAAAGACUACAUAAAGAAAUGUGGCUGUCCAGCUAUCCAUCAACAAAUCGGUCUACAACCAUCACUCUGGGGGAGAGACAUGUCAGCAGUCCAGUGGCUUUCUCAUAUGGCCAGUCAUCGCAGCCACAGCCACCCCGCUCUUAUUACUUUGAUGAUGCGGCUAAAGAGCCAUCCAAUAGAGGAAUGCACCACGAGGUCAACGUGGGCGAGCAAUCGUUUCAGUGCCACUUGUGCCCUCAGAGCUUCUCAUUGAAUUGCAGGCUUAAGAAACACCUGCGCACCCAUACAGGCGAGCGGCCACAUCAGUGCCCUUCGUGUGAUGAGCGCUUCCCAACUGUGUCCCAUAUGACAAUACAUCAACGUGUCCACACAGGCGAGCACCUGUCCAGGUGUCAUUUGUGCCCUCAAAGCUUCCUGCGGAGUUACGAUCUCAAGAGACACAUGCGUACCCAUACUGGCGAACGGCCAUAUCAGUGCCCUUCGUGUGAGAAGAGCUUCGCAAGGAAGGCCAAUCUUACGGAACAUCAGCGAAUCCACACAGGCGAGCGACCAUUUAAAUGUCAUUUGUGCUCUCAAGCUUUCUCGCACCGUAUCCUUCUGAAAGGUCACUUGAGUGUUCAUGCUGGUGAACGUCCAUUUCAGUGCUCCUUCUGUCCACGAAACUUCUUGUACAAAUCCCACCUAUCAGAGCACGAACGCCUCCACACAGGGGAGCGACCACACAGCUGUACUCUCUGCUCCAAGACUUUUGUGCGGAGCAGUCACUUGAAAGCUCACAUGAAAUCUCACCAUUGAUAAUGCUACUAGCAACGUAUUGGUGAAUUUCUAUUGUGCCCAUAUUUAACAUCUUCGCGAGUUUGCAGUAUGUUUCGAGUUCUGCCACAUUUAUAGCUGCCACUUUUUGCUGUAAUAUUUUAAGCUAACACCUAACAUCAGGUUGUUCUUCAGCAGUGCUAACUACUUGCUUUUUCUUUUCUUGUAAGUAGAAUUUUCGCCUUACAGUGGUGUCAUUCUUGUCGCAUUUCUUCAUAUAGUAUUCCUAUCUUAUAAAAGGUACUGCAUGUGCGUUCUGAGAUAUUAUUGUUCAAUUCUUAAUGUUUGUUUUUUUUGUUGGGCUGAGAUAUUAAUGUUCAAUUCUUAAUUUUUUUUUGUUGGGCUGUAAUAUCUAUACACACUUGUACCUCUCUAAAAAUUGCUGUGGCUUCAUUUGCUUGUACAAAUGCAAAACUAGUUCAUGUUGUAUUUCUUUGUUAUUAAUGCAGCUAGUCAUAGGCAAGUCCUUUUUGCUAAGAUACAGCUAGAAAGUUGAUUCCUUGUGACGUUUGAGCUACCAAUAUAGAAUACUCUUGUGAACACUUCACCGAGCUGUAUGGCAGUGUUAUCGCCAUGCACAUUUACACGUCCACAUGACAUAUGGUCAAGCUAUGGCAGUAGCAUCAUGGUGUUGCAAAGCAGGAGCACUUGUCUACUAUGAUGUAGGUGCAUGGAAAAAAAAAAUCCCUAUUCGGUGAAAACUCAGCCAUACUUUGCAGCCAUAGUGCACUCCUUAUUGAUGUCAUAGUUCUCGCACAUAAAGCCCAGAAUUCAGUGUAAUAUUUUUAAGUACUGCUUUGAAUAUGAUUAAGCUUCUCCUUGCCUAGGUCAACCCCACUGCUUGUUGUAUUUGUUUCUUGUUAUUGGGCUUUGUAGGCAGGUUUUCCACCAAGCUCCAACCAAAAUUUUCAUCCAUUGUAAUAUCUGAGCUGAGACGUUUUCCUGAUUAAAUGGUUAUGUAUGAAAAUGGGGUUAAUUGACUCAUACCAUAAGAUUUUUCACUGGCGUCUUCUUUUGCCUUUAGAUGUUCUUUGCACAAAAACUUGGAAGCAAAAUCAGUGUGGCUGCAUAUAAAUAAACUUGUUAUUUUUGAACAUUUUUUUCUCAUCUCAUUGACAUGCCUAUGUAUCUAUUACUACUGCCAUUGUUGAAACAGAAGAUUAUAAUCUGUAUUAUGCCAUAAAUCGACUUCUAGAGAGUCUGAGUUAAUUUGAUAACAUGAAUGUGAUAUCUGUUCUGAUGUAUUGUCUCUGCAUGAUUUUUUGUUGAUAAGAACAUAUAAAUGACAUUUUUUUCUGUACAUUACUGUAUAGUAACACUGAUCCUUGUUUUUAUCAGAAUACUUGCACAGGUUUAGCAUAGUCGAGUCUCAUUUCAGCUGCUUGCUGUCUACAUCAAUCUCUAGCUUAAGCUUUUUAUAGCACGUGCAUAUUGUGCAUGUUGCUCUAGGUGUAAAUACUUUUGCGAAUCAGUUUUUGUUUACUUUGAAUGUACCUGAAUUUUAAUGGAUUCGACUUAACAACUCUAAGGUAGAUUAACUUUUUUUUUACUUUUCUUUGUCUAAAGCACUGCGUAAGAAUAUACAGGUGCUGACACUCUCCUCGCAAGGCGUUGAAAGGCACAAUCCUAGUGCGUCCAGAUAAUGUUCAGGCCGUUAUCAGUUAUCUUGUAGAUGGCGCUACGACGAGCGAGGUAGCUGUCUAGGUCUCAGCAACCUGCUUGGCUGAAACAUGCAUGCUGCUGAUUCUGGGUCUUUUUGUUGGCAUGUGUGACCGCGUUGUUUUGAAGACAGGUUUUUUUCUUUGUGUAUGUUGAAGCCUAUUCUGUCAACGAAGGUGACAUCAAAUUGCUGAAAGGUUCUAGAAAUGGCUAAUAUGUGUUUUGUACCAAAUUGCCAUUCUAGUUUCAGACUUGUGCAAAGCAUGGCCCUCUCUUCAAAGUGUUUUCUGACAGUGAUCGUCUAAUGGUGAUGGUUGACAUAAAUAUAUAUGCGAAGUCUUUAUAUAGUCAAGAGUCUGAUGGAAUCCCGUCUGGUCAGGACAAACAUAGUUAAAAAUAACAAAAA
Rhipicephalus microplus (southern cattle tick) is the source of this 3015-nucleotide messenger RNA. RefSeq lists its product as uncharacterized. NCBI's taxonomy places the organism in Eukaryota, Metazoa, Arthropoda, Arachnida, Ixodida, Ixodidae. The record is from RefSeq and is a predicted model, not a curated record.